This is a messenger RNA of Misgurnus anguillicaudatus (oriental weatherfish), 1947 nucleotides long. It is a transcript of the gene ddx28, whose product is annotated as DEAD (Asp-Glu-Ala-Asp) box polypeptide 28. Gene Ontology annotation, molecular function: nucleic acid binding; ATP binding; RNA helicase activity. Lineage: Eukaryota; Metazoa; Chordata; Actinopteri; Cypriniformes; Cobitidae. The record is from RefSeq and is a predicted model, not a curated record.
GGCGUAACGAAGUGCUUUGCGUCAUCAUUCCGCGACUCGAAGACCCAAGGUUGUCUGCACGUGAGUGCUACUUGUCACGAAACUAUAAACAAAUGCGUGUAUUGAAGAGAUUGUCUGAUAUCGUUAUCGAUUCUGAAUACUGAUUUGCCGAACAAAUAUUCAGAAUGCAGUCAUUUAAGUUCGGGAACAUUCUCGUAUUAAAACAGCUGUCAGUACUACGCAACUCUUUUUGCGCUCCGUUAAUUUGUGGACGGAUCGAUGCGAUGUUGUCUUGUGUACGCAGUAUGACUACAGCUUCCUCACAGUCUGUGGUGAUCCGGAUCCCGAGACGAAUGCAGGAGCGCAUAGAGAACAUCAAGCAGAUGCAAAGCAAAAAAAUUAACAAGCUCCCAACAGUCAAACCUGGCAGACUACUGAUCAGGAGCAGAAACCCUCAGCUGAACCAGUCUGUCGGCUAUACGCUUGGAAAAUUUGAACAACCCGUGCUUGUUUCUAAAAGAUGGAAAAACAAAGAAGCACUUGGGGAUUACUUUACUAUAAACAGCGUCCAAAGUGCACCACCAUUCAUGGUGAAACAGGAGGGUGAGAGUGAUGACCACAAAAAGACAUUUAAUUGCUUUAACAUUUGUCCAGAACUGGUAGAGACUUUACAGAGUCAGAAUAUAAUUCAUCCCACCACAGUGCAGAUGCAAACCAUUCCUAAAAUACUGCGGGGUUUUAAUGUUCUCUGUGCUGCAGAGACGGGAAGUGGUAAAACACUCGCAUAUCUACUUCCCAUCAUCCACAAGCUGCUAUUAGAAAAGCAGUUAGAGAAAUUCACAGAGACAGAGAGAAAGAUUCAAGCCGUGGUUGUGGUCCCAUCACGGGAACUAGCAGAACAAGUAACGUCUGUGGCUCGUUCCAUUGGCCAGCAGUCAGGGCUUUUGGUCAAAGUUGUGGGUGGAGGCAGAGGUGUGGGAAACAUCAAAGCGACAGUCUCGCACAGCCAACCAGAUGUUUUGGUGGCCACCCCCGGUGCCCUUCUAAAGGCCCUUUGGAAGAAAUUUGUCAGUUUGAGUGACCUUAACUUCUUUGUGAUUGAUGAAGCUGACACCAUGUUUGAUGACAGCUUUGCAGGCAUGCUUGAGAAAAUUCUGUCCCAUGCCCAAGUGGCAUCCAGGCUCUCCGAGACCGUCGGUUUCACCCGUAAAGCACAGCUUGUUGUCGUGGGAGCCACAUUCCCUGGUGGUGUCGGAGAGAUCCUCAGUAAGGUGACUGAUUUGGCCAGCAUGGUCACUGUUAAAAGCCAGAUGCUACAUUGUCUCAUGCCUCAUGUAAAACAGACGUUUCUGAGGGUGAAAGGUGCCGACAAGAUUCUGGAGCUUCAUCAGGCUCUGAAGAAGGCUGAACAGGAGCACAAAGGUGUUUUGGUGUUUUGCAACUCGGCAUCCACUGUCAACUGGCUGGGCUACUCGCUGGAUGAAAUGGGCGUUAGUCAUAUGAGGCUUCAGGGAGAAAUGCCCGCUGCCAUGAGAGAAGGUAUCUUCAAAAACUUUCAGAGAGGAAAUGUUGACAUUCUGAUAUGCACUGACAUAGCUUCAAGGGGCUUGGACACACAGAGGGUUGGACUUAUUGUCAAUUAUGACUUCCCAGAAUCCCACACAGAUUAUAUCCACAGAGCAGGACGUGUGGGGAGAGCGGGUAGCUCCAUUGGAGGCGAGGUGCUGAGCUUUGUUACUCAUCGCUGGGAUGUUGAACUCGUGCAAAAAAUUGAGACAGCUGCCAGGAGGAGAAGUUCUUUACCUGGAAUGGAGUCAGAAAUUAAAAAACCUAGCAAUAAAACAGACUUUAAAGAAAUGUAAAGUUUAACAAAAAAUUAUAUAUUUUUUGAUCACUAAAUAAGGCUUGAAACAGUGAAAAAUGUAAGAUAUAUCUGUUGUUAAUUUGUAAUAAACUAUUUGAAAUGAA